This is a messenger RNA of Zootoca vivipara (common lizard), 30406 nucleotides long. The record is from RefSeq and is a predicted model, not a curated record. NCBI's taxonomy places the organism in Eukaryota, Metazoa, Chordata, Lepidosauria, Squamata, Lacertidae.
GGACUACUCACAGGCUAAACUCUAAGCGCUGAAGCUUCUGCAGUGGGACUAGGGGAUCACCUUUACCACGUCCCUGACUUCACUGGGGUUUCUGUUUUAUUCUCACGCUGGGUAGGGGGGACGGACCCAAAUUGUGUUGGUCUCCCCAUGCCCCCUUGCACCUGCUUCACCCCCCUUUGUGCAAACUCAGUAAAGAUCUGCUCUCCCUCCUCCCAAUGAAAGGGGCUUACUACUUCCAGGUUUAACGAGACUUCCAGGCCAUCAAGAUGGAUUUCAACUCUUACAGUGGAGUCCCGAGGUUCCUGACCAGGCCUAAGGCCUUUGUGGUAUCCAUGGGGAAAGACGCCACACUCAGUUGCCAGAUCAUUGGAAAUCCCAUUCCACUGGUGAGCUGGGAGAAGGAUAAACUUCCUAUCCAGACGGGGGGAAGAUUUAAAAUGGUGGAAGAUGGCGAUCUAUAUCGUUUAACCAUUUAUGACUUGAGCCUGGAUGACAGUGGUCAAUAUAUCUGCAGGGCCAAGAACUCAAUUGGGGAAGCUUUUGCCGCAGUUAGCAUCAAAGUUGGGGAGCAGACCACUGUGACAGAAUCGGCACCUUAUUUCAUCCAGAAGCCCACUUCCAUCCGAGUCAUCAUGGGAGAAGACGCCAUGUUCAAAUGCAUUGUCCAGGGUAGCCCACCCCUUUCGGUGAACUGGGAGAAAGACGGGAGGCACCUGGGCGGGCGGUCAGAGUCCAACCGCAUCCAGAUUGAGACCCAGGGGGAGAAAAAUGCCCUCAAGAUCCAAAGCACUCGGUUGGUGGACAGCGGGACCUACACUUGCCGUGCAGAGAACCCCCUUGGGGCCACCAGCGCAGCAGCUGCGUUGGUGGUGGACACGCCAGAUUCUUACAGCCCAGGUGGCACAAGGCAUGCUAUCGACGCAGACAGCAGCAAGACCUCCCCUUUGCUCUCACACUUGCAAAAAAGGCGAGAAGAAAUCAGAAAGACAGACCUAACCACUGCCGACUCUCUGAUCUCCUCGGCAUACACCUCCCUGGAAGGGCGGUCGAAACUUGGCCUGAGCCUUUCCCUUGACUACGAGAGGGCUGCCAGCUUGACGGCAAAGAGCUUCCGGGGCGAUGGCGGUUCUUCCUACGGGGUGACGACGCGUACUUUCACCGUCACCGAGGGGAAACAUGCCAAGAUGAGCUGCUACGUGACGGGAGAACCCAAGCCAGAGAUUGUCUGGAAGAAGGAUGGCGAGGUCAUCCUCGAAGGGCGGAGGCACAUCAUCUACGAGGAUGAGCAGGAGAAUUUUGUGCUGAAGAUCCUCUUCUGCAAGCAGGUUGACAACGGUCUCUACACGUGUACGGCUUCCAACCUGGCAGGGCAAACAUACAGCUCUGUGCUGGUGACAGUCAAAGAACCGAGAAUACCUUUCAAGAUGAAACUUAGAGACCUGGAAGUUCGGGAGAAGGAAUCUGCUUCCUUCCAGUGUGAGGUCCCCGUUCCCAGCACAGAAACCACCUGGUUCAAAGAGGAGACAAAACUCCAGCAGAGCCAGAAGUACAACAUUGAGGAAGAAGGCACAUUUCGGAAGCUUACAGUCCAGAACAUUACCAUGGAUGAUGAUGCUGUCUAUAUAUGCGAAAUGAAAGAGGGAAGCAGAACCAUUGCAGAAUUAAGUGUCCAAGGGAAUAUUAUCAAGAAACUGCCAAGGAAGACUGCAGUCAGCGUAAAUGACACAGCAAUAUUCUGCGUGGAGCUGGAAAACAAGUGCCAGAAAUUCCGGUGGCUAAAGAACAAGGAAGAACUCAAGCCCAACAGCCGAAUUGCCAUCACUUCAUCUGGCAAAGAGUACAGCAUGAUAAUCCGAGAUUGUAAAAUGGAGGACUCAGCAGAGAUUGUGUUUGUGGCCGACGAGUGCAGAACGUCCACCCAGUUUACUGUGUCUGCUCCAAAGAAGCCUCCAUCGCAUCCACCAGUGGACCCAGUGGUGAAAAAUAAAACAGAAACCUCAGUGAUGCUAUCCUGGUCCCCGCCUAAGAUGGAGCGCCCCAUCCCUAUUGAUGGAUACGUAGUGGAGCGUAAGAAACUGACUGGGUUCACUUGGCUGAGAUGCCAUGAAUCCCCCGUCCCUGAAACCGAGUUCAAUGUGAGCAAUCUUGUUGAAGAGGCUGACUACCAAUUCCGAGUGUCUGCAGUCAACAACUAUGGCCAGAGCGGCUAUCUUGACUUCCCAGGAACCCUGCACCUUGAACCAGUACUUGCUGUGAAAAGCCCUCUGAGAAAUGUAGCAGUAGCGCCAGGCAGGGAUGCAAUCUUCACUGUUGACCUCACUAAUACUUGUUCCGGCUCCUGGUAUAUUAAUGGCAACAUCGUGCAGAACAGCGAUAAGUACAUCAUUACAAGAACCAAAACGUCGCACAGCCUCACUGUCAAAAGGGUCACAAGUGUUUUCAAAGAAGCAGAGGUGAAAUUUGUUGCCAAUAAUCUUGAAAGCACUGCCAAGAUAAGUUUGAAAGACGAAGCGGCAAAGUUCGUCAAUGAAUCAACCCCUGGAAUCAAGGUCAAACUCUCAGAGAAAUUUGAGCUGGUGUGCGAGGUCUCAUCAGAGAACGAGCCCGUCAUAUGGAAGAAGGGUAAAAAACCUAUCAGGCUGGACCAGAGAGUGACAUUUACCUCUCAGGGAGUUAACAGAAAGCUCAUUGUCAACAAUGCAUUGAAAGAAGACGAAGGGAUUUACACCUGUGAAACAAAGGAUGACAAGUUAACAUUCCACGUUGAGGUCGAAGAGCCUGUGGCUGUGUUUGCCAACAAGGAGAAGGUACAGAAAGAGAUCAAGGUUACCUUUUUAGAGAAUGCAUCUCUUCUCUGCGAGGUGGCCCAGGAAAACACAGGGGUGAGGUGGUUCAAGAAUGGGAAGCAGAUAAUCUCUAGCAAGAAAUUCAAGAUAGAAGCUGAAGGAAAGACCCGGCGGCUGAUUGUGCAACAGGUAGAAAAAGAGGAUGUCGGUGAUUACUCCUGUGAGGCUGCUGGCCAAAAACUCACCUUCAAAGUCAUUGCUGAAGCUGCAAAAGUUGCAGAAGUUGAGGAUGUGUUUGUCAACAAAGAGAAUGUCCAGAAGGAGAUCAAGGCCGCUGUUUCAGAGAACGCCUCCAUCACCUGUGAGGUGGCUCAGACCAAGACAGAAGUGAAGUGGUUCAAGGAGGGGAAGCAGAUCACCUCCAGCAAGAAAUUCAAGGUAGAAGCUGAAGGGAAGACUCGGCGGCUGAUUGUGCAGCAGGUGGAAAAAGAGGAUGCUGGUGAAUACACUUGUGAGGUUGCUGGCCAAAAGCUCACCUUCAAAGUCAUUGCUGAAGCUGCAAAAGUUGCAGAAGUUGAGGACGUGUUUGUCAACAAGGAGAAGGUCCAGAAGGAGAUCAAAGCUGUUGUUUCAGAGAACGCCUCCAUCACCUGUGAGGUGGCCCAAGCCAAGACAGAAGUGAAGUGGUUCAAGGAUGGGAAGCGGAUCACCUCCAGCAAGAAAUUCAAGGUAGAAGCUGAAGGGAAGACCCGGAGGCUGAUUGUGCAGCAGGUGGAGAAAGAGGAUGCUGGCGAAUACACUUGUGAGGCUGCUGGCCAAAAGCUCACUUUCAAAGUCAUUGUGACAGCUGCAAAAGUUGCAGAAGUUGAGGAUGUGUUUAUCAACAAAGAGAAGGUCCAGAAGGAGAUCAAGGCCGCUGCUUCAGAGAAUGCCUCCAUCACCUGUGAGGUGGCCCAAGCCAAGACAGAAGUGAAGUGGUUCAAGGAUGGGAAGCAGAUCACCUCCAGCAAGAAAUUCAAGGUAGAAGCUGAAGGCAAAACCCGGAGGCUGGUGGUGCAGCAGGUGGAGAAGCAGGAUGCUGGCGAGUACACCUGUGAGGCCGGAAACCAGAAACUGACAUUCUGUAUCACUGUGACAACUGCAAAAGCUGCAGAAAUUGAGGACGUGUUUGUCAACAAGGAGAAGGUCCAGAAGGAGAUCAAAGCUGUUGUUUCAGAGAACGCCUCCAUCACCUGUGAGGUGGCCCAAGCCAAGACAGAAGUGAAGUGGUUCAAGGAUGGGAAGCAGAUCACCUCCAGCAAGAAAUUCAAGGUUGAAGCUGAAGGGAAGACCCGGAGGCUGAUUGUGCAGCAGGUGGAGAAGAAGGAUGCUGGUGAAUACACCUGUGAGGCCGGAAACCAGAAACUAGCCUUCAAAGUCACUGCAGCAGAUGCAAAAGCUGAGGAUGUGUUUGUCAACAAGGAGAAGGUCCAGAAAGAGAUCAAGGCCGCUGUUUCGGAGAACGCCUCCAUCACCUGCGAGGUGGACCAGGCCAAGACAGAAGUGAAGUGGUUCAAGGAUGGGAAACAGAUCACCUCCAGCAAGAAAUUCAAGGUUGAAGCUGAAGGGAAGACCCGGAGGCUGAUUGUGCAACAGGUGGAGAAGAAGGAUUCUGGCGAGUACACCUGCGAGGCCUCUGGCCAAAAACUCACCUUCAAAGUCAUUGCAGCAGAUGCAAAAGUGGAGGAUGCGUUCGUCAACAAGGAGAAGGUCCAGAAAGAGAUCAAGGCUCUUGUUUCAGAGAACGCCUCCAUCACCUGCGAGGUGGCCCAGGCCAACGCAGAAGUGAAGUGGUUCAAAGAUGGGAAGCAGAUCACCUCCAGCAAAAAAGUCAAGGUUGAAGCCGAUGGCAAGACCCGGAGGCUAAUUGUGCAACAGGUGGAGAAGAAAGAUUCUGGCGAGUACACCUGUGAGGCCUCUGGCCAAAAACUCACCUUCAAAGUCAUUGCAACGGAUGCAAAAGUUGCAGAAGUUGAGGAUGUGUUUGUCAACAAAGAGAAUGUCCAGAAGGAGAUCAAGGCCGCCGUUUCAGAGAACGCCUCCAUCACCUGUGAGGUGGCUCAGACCAAGACAGAAGUGAAGUGGUUCAAGGAGGGGAAGCAGAUCACCUCCAGCAAGAAAUUCAAGGUAGAAGCUGAAGGGAAGACUCGGCGGCUGAUUGUGCAGCAGGUGGAGAAAGAGGAUGCUGGCGAAUACACUUGUGAGGUUGCUGGCCAAAAGCUCACCUUCAAAGUCAUUGCUGAAGCUGCAAAAGUUGCAGAAGUUGAGGAUGCAUUUGUCAAAAAGGAGAAGGUCCAGAAGGAGAUCAAGGCCGUUGUUUCGGAGAAUACCUCCAUCACCUGUGAGGUGGCCCAAGCCAAGACAGAAGUGAAGUGGUUCAAGGAUGGGAAGCGGAUCACCUCCAGCAAGAAAUUCAAGGUAGAAGCUGAAGGGAAGACCCGGAGGCUGAUUGUGCAGCAGGUGGAGAAAGAGGAUGCUGGCGAGUAUACCUGUGAGGCCGGAAACCAGAAACUGGCCUUCAAACUUAAUGUUCCAGAGGUUGCAGAUAUAUUUGCCAAAAAGGAGAAGGUGCAGAAGGAGGUCAAGGCCGUCCUGAAGGAGAGCGCUGCUUUGGUCUGUGAGGUGGCCACUUCCGAUACCCAGGUGAAGUGGUACAAAGAUGGGAAGCCCCUCAGUACUAGCAAAAAAAUCAAGGUGGUCUCUGAUGGCACCUCCCGAAAGCUGGUAUUGGAGCAGGUGGAGAAGAAUGAUGCAGGGAAUUACACAUGUGAAGCUUCUGGCCAGAAACUGAUUUUCAAGAUUGAAGCAGUAGAGCCUGAGGCAAAAUUCGAAAGGAAAGUUCCUCAAGAGAAGCCAAUCGUCGUUCAGGAGGAAAAGAGCAUCAGCCUGUCAACUUCAGUGGUGCCUGAAGAUGCCGAAGUCAAAUGGCUCAAAGAUGGAAUUGAGAUCAAAGCCAGCAAGAAGUACGAGGUGAAAAAAGAUGGGGCCUCUAGGACCCUGACUGUGAAGGUGGCCGAUGUCAAAGAUACUGGUGUGUACACGUGUGAGACCAAGAGUGAUAAGCAGCAGUUCCAGGUGCAGGUCCAAGAAGUCCCAGUGAAGUUUGCGAAGAAGCUGGAACCCGUUAAAGCUGAGAUCGGAGGGGCCCUGACUCUGAGCUGUGAACUAAGCCAAACUGGGGGCAAAGUUGUCUGGCGCAAGGAUGGAGUGGAGCUCAAAGCAAACAAGCGCUACCAGAUGCGUGAGGUGGGCGAAAAGCGUAUCCUGGUCAUAACUGGCCUCCGGGCAGAAGACAAGGGGGAUUAUUGCUGUGAAACCAAGGAUGACAAGUGCAGCAUUCAUGUCAGCCCCACAGUUCCUAGGCUGGUGAAGUUUGUCAAAGGCCUCCACAACACAGUCGCUGAAGAAGGCAAAGAGGCUGUUUUCAAAUGUGUCGUCUCCCCCAGCGACGCCGCUGUCACGUGGAGUCGGAACGGAACCAAAAUCGAAGCCAGUAAAAAAUAUGUCGUAUCCCAGGAGGACUCGAGCCAUAGCCUCACCAUCACUGACUUGACUCUGAAAGACUCGGCUUCAAUCUCAGCAGAAGCAGAAGGAGUAGAGAGCAAAGCAACCCUCAAAGUGGAAGAGACGCCAGUGUCAUUUGUGAAGAAACUGGAAGCCAAGAUUGUUGAGGAGAAGGAGACGGUGACUCUGGAAGUAGAGCUAUCCAAGCCAACCACAGAGGUGAAAUGGAUGAAGAACGGCAGCUUGCUCCAUCCAGGUGACAACUUGGAGAUCAAGGCCGAAGGGACAAAGCACAGCCUGGUGAUUAAGACUGCCGCCUGCGGGGACCGUGGCUAUUACUCCUGCGAGACUCUCCAUGACAAGACCCAGGCAAAAAUAGCUGUGGAAAUGAGACCCAUCAAGCUGGUGAAAGGCCUUCAGCCACUAGAUACCCAUGAGGGCGAGUCUGCUACCUUUGAGGUGGAGCUGUCACACGAUAAUGUGGAAGUUACCUGGAUGAAAGAUGGCGUGAGGCUGAAAGCAAAAGACAACUGCUGCAUUAGUGUCCAGGGGAAGAAGCAUUCGCUGACUCUUUCAUCCCUUGAAAUUGAGGACUCGGGCCUUGUCGCCUUCAAGGCUGAAAGUCUCCACACAACAGGAAGACUUAAUGUGAAAGAACGACCCGUGAAAAUAAUCAAACCUUUGCAAGACAUUAAUGCUCAGAACAAGGAUGAAGUAACCUUCGAAUGUGAACUUUCCAGACCUAAUGUCGAUGUCAAGUGGCGUAAGGAUGGAACCGAGCUUCGGCCAAAUAAAAAAAUUGCAGUCAUUGCACGGGGGACUACGAGAAGCCUCACGAUUCACAAAUGCGAAUUUGAAGACAAAGGGAAAUAUAUGUGCGAUGCUGUUGAUGACAAGAGCUCAGCUACCUUGGUGGUCCAUGCCCGAGAUAUCAAGAUAGUGAAGCCACUGGAAGAUGUGGAGGUGAGCGAGAAAGAGAGUGCUUCCUUCACCUGUGAGAUUUCACACGACGAGGUUGAAACCCAGUGGUUCAGCAACGAACACAAGAUCCGGGCCGGAGAGAACAUCAGGUUGCGGCAGGACGGGAAAAGCUACGCGCUAGUCUACAGAAGCGUGGAGAUGGAGGAUUCAGCAGAAAUCAAAUUUGUUGCUGAAAAAGCAGAAUCCCGGGCAAAACUUAAAGUAAAAGAGCUGCCUGUAAGGUUUGUGAAACCUCUCCGCGUAAAGAUUGCAAUUGAGAAGCACCGGGGCUUUCUGGAGUGCCAAGUGUCUCGCCGCAAUGCUGAGGUCAAGUGGUACAAGGAUGACAAACUGAUCCAACCUGGGCAAAAGUAUGAGAUUGUCAGCGACGGGGUCUACAGGAAGCUCAUAAUCAAUGAGGCAGAGUUUGCUGAUGAAGGCAUUUACACCUGUGAUGCCAUCGAUGACAAAAGCAGCGCUCAGUUUUAUGUGGAAGAACAAUCCAUCAAUAUUGUGAAGGAGCUGAGGGAUGUGGAGGUCAGUGAGCCAGCGGAAGCCAGGUUUGAGUGCGAAAUCUCCAUUGAGUCUGUGAAGCCCCCCAAAUGGUCUCUCCGCGGAGAACUACUGCAGGCCGGCAAGGAUGUUGUGAUAGAACAGGAGAGGAGGCUCCACCGCCUGAUCCUGAGGCAGACCGACGUAGAGAUGACAGGCACUAUUCAGUUUGCCAUUGGCAAAGCAAAGUCCACAGCAAACUUGGUGGUGAAAGAUCUUCAAGUGACUAUUACCAGGCACCUAGAAGACAAGGUCGUCCAGGAAACCCACUCAGUUGUCCUUUCUUGUGAGUUCAAGCCUUCUCCAAAGGUUGUAGAAUGGUACAAAGACCACACCCUCAUCGAGCCCUCAGAGAGGUUUAAGCCCAAGAGGGAUAAGAACACAGCAGAGCUAAAAAUCCUGAAGUUGUCUGUUGGAGAUUCUGGUGUUUACAAAUGCAAAGCUGGGACUUCAGAGACCAAGGCCUCACUGACCAUUCUGGAACGCAAAGUGGAGAUAACGAAGCAUCUGGAAGAUGUGGAAAUUGAGGAGGAGAACUGUGCCUUCUUCACCUGUGAGCUGUCUGAAGACAUUGACGAUGUGGAAUGGUUCCUCAAUGACACACACCUCUUCCCCAACAACUUCAAUGAGAUCAAGAAGCUGGGCACCUCUCACAGCCUGAUGCUCAAACACGUCAUGCCAGAAGAUGCUGGUUCAGUGACGAUCAAGGUUCAGAAGAAAGUCACUGAGAGUGCUCGGCUGAAGGUGAAAGAGAAGCCUGCCGUCUUCAUGAAGUCCCUGGAUGAUGUUGCUGCAGAGGAGCGCAGCACAGUCAGCCUGGAGUGUGAGGUCUCCAAGGCAAAGGUCAAGCCCGUCUGGAAGAAGGAGGGUGUGGAACUCACCCCAAGCGACAAGUACGAGAUGCUGCAGGCUGGGAAGACGCUGGGUCUCAUUAUCCAUGACCUCGACAAGGCUGAUGCGGGCUUGUAUACAUGCGACCUUGGUACAGAGGUGGCCAAGUCUAGAGUCAGCGUCCAAGAACUGAAUAUCGGUGUCACCAAACGCCUCAAAAACACGGAAGUCCUGGAAGGGGAGAGUUGUAGCUUCGAAUGUGUUCUCUCCCACGAAAGCGCUGAAGAUUGCCGCUGGCUCAUCAAUGGAACCGAAGUGGGCCACGAGGGACGGGUUAGAGCGUUCAACAAAGGGAGGAAAUACACUCUCAAUAUUAAAAAAGCAAUGUCUACUGAUGCUGGAGAGGUGGUUUUUUCGCUCGGUGACUUAAGCUCCAAAGCCACUCUAGUUGUGAAAGAAAAGCCAGCGGAAUUUGUACGCGAGCUGGAGGACAAGACGGCAUUGGUGGGGCAAGAGACUAGCUUGAGUUGCGACUUGUCCAAGUGGGACGGCAACAUUAAGUGGCGCAAGGAUGGCAAAGAGAUUCGGAGGAGCCAAAAGUACGACCUGCGUGAGGAGGGGACCCGCGCCAUACUGAUCAUCCACGAUGCCUCAGUCAAGGACAGUGGGGAAUACACCUGCGAGACCGAAAUCUCUAAAACAAAAGCAACGCUUACUGUGGAAGAAGCAGGAAACUGCUUCAUCAAAGACCUUUCGGACCUGAAGCUGGAGGAAAAUAAAAAAGCAGUUCUUACUUGCGAAACCAAGAAGCCGGCUUCUGCAGUGACGUGGAGGAAAGGGAUUACCGACCUCAAGGCGAGCAAGAAAUACGAGAUCAGCCAGAAGGGGAAAGUCCUGCAACUCACUGUGAACGACUUACAGGAAGACGACAGUGACAUUUAUACCUGUGACAUUGGCGAGACCCAGUCAAGCGCAAAGGUGGUAGUGGAAGCCCUGCCAGUUCUUUUUCAACAAGAACUGCAGAACAGGGAAGCUGAGGAAGGAAGCAAGGUGCGCCUUACCUGUGAGCUUAACAAGGCAGACCUGCCGGUGCAGUGGAUGAAGGGAAACGAAGUCCUGCAGGCUGGCGACAAGUAUGAAUUGAAGCAGCGUGGCACUGUGGCAGAGCUAGUAAUCCGGGAUGUAAAGAGUUCUGAUGCUGGGGAUUAUACCUGCAGCACUGGCGAGCUAAAGACCUCGGCUCGAGUGCAAGUGACGGCCUUGCCAGUUCUUUUUAAGCAAGAGCUUAAAGAUGUGGAAAAGGAAGAAGGAGACACUGUAGCUUUGCGCUGCGUACUCAACAAGCCGGACGCGCCCGUGGCCUGGAAGAAAGGAACAACGGUCCUUCGGACUAGUGACAAAUAUAAGAUGAAGCAGGAGGGGUGUGUGGCUGAGCUGUUCAUCCACAAUUCAGAGCCAGAGGAUGGUGGGAGAUACACCUGUGAUGCCGGAGAUAAGCAGAGCACAGCUCAGGUCAAAAUCCAUGCCAUACCUACCCGCUUCAAAGAACUACUAAAGAACACGGAAGCCACACAAGGUGGGAUAGUUACUCUGCACUGUGAGCUGAAUAAGUCUGCUCCAGUGGAGUGGAUGAAGGGGCAGAAAGGCCUGAGGCCCAGCAGCAAAUACAGAAUGAAGAAAGAAGGAACUGUGGCUGAAUUGACGAUCCACGAUCUAGACCUCAAGGAUGCUGGGGAUUACACAUGUUCCUCUGGAGACCAAAAGACAACAGCUGUCUUAACAGUGAAUGCCUUGGCAGCACAGUUCAAAAUGGGACUAAAGAAUGAGGAAGCAACGGAGAGUGGAGCAGCCACUCUGCAUUGCGAGUUGACCAAGGCCGUUGACUCCGUAGAGUGGCUGAAGGAUCAAAAGGUGCUGAAACCAAGUGAAAAAUACAGAAUGAGGCUAGAAGGUCGCUUUGCUGAGCUGACCAUCCAAGAUCUGGAACUGACGGAUGCUGGAAGUUACACCUGCGUGUGUGGAGAUCAGAAGACCACUGCAGCUGUGAAAGUGAAUGCACUGCCUGUCUUUUUCCAAGAAGAACUCAAAAGCAAGGAGGUUACAGAGGGGGAGACAACCGCGCUGCUCUGCACGCUGAGCAAGGCUGCCCCCGUGCAAUGGCGGAAGGGGCAAAGGGCACUCAAACCAGGUGGCAAAUACGAAAUUAAGCAGGAGGGUCCUUGUGCUGAGCUGGUGAUCCAUGACUUGGAUGUCGCAGAUUCUGGAGACUACACCUGCACAUGCGGAGGACAGAAGACUACAGCUAGCUUGACAGUGAAUGUCCUGCCUACACUUUUCACGAAAGCCUUGAAGGACGAAGAAGCUACAGAAGGCAAAGCCGCCACUCUGCGGUGCGAGCUGAACAAGGCCUCUGCCACGGUGGAGUGGAAGAAAGGACACAAGACCCUUAAGCAAGGCAGCAAGUACAAAAUGAGGCAGGAAGGCGCCAUUGCUGAGCUUAUCAUCCAAGGCCUGGAGCUAACAGAUACUGGGAGUUACAGCUGCGUGUGUGGAGAGCAGCAGACUGUGGCAUCUUUGGAAGUCAAGGCCCUCCCCGUGCUUUUCAAAGAAGGACUGAAGAACAGGGAAGCCGUCGAAGGCACCACCGCCACUCUGCGUUGUGCAAUGACCAAAGCUGGUGCUGAGGUGAAGUGGAGGAAGGGGCCUGAAUCUCUCAAGCCAAGCGACAAGUACAGAAUGAGGCAGGAAGGUGCGGCGGCUGAACUCUUGAUUCGAGACCUGCAGGUGGAGGAUACAGGAGAUUAUACCUGUGUUUGUGGAGACCAAAAGACAACAGCUGUCUUGACUGUUCAUGCUGUGCCUGCACAUUUCCAAGAAGAACUUAAAAGCCAGGAAGCCACGGAAUGUGGGACGGCCGCUAUGCGCUGUGAGCUGAGCAAGGCUGCCCUAGUGGAGUGGAGGAAGGGUGAGCGGCUGCUCAAACCGAGUGAUAAAUACAAAAUCAGACAGAAGGAUAAUGUUGCCGAGCUGAUCAUCCAAGACGUCACGGAGCAGGACGCUGGAGAUUACUCUUGUGUGUGCGGAGAUCAAAAAACAUCUGCCUCUCUAACUGUGCAUGCCCUGCCUCCCCGCUUCAAAACAGAGCUGAGCAACCUGGAGGUUGUAGAAUGCGGAACAGCUACUUUGCGGUGUGAGCUGAGCAAGGCAGCAGCUCCAGUGGUGUGGAGCAAGGGCAAUGAGGUGCUCAAGCCGAACGACAAAUACGAAAUGAAGCUAGAAGGUGCUGUUGCUCAACUUGUCAUCCACAGUUUGGAACUGGGAGAUGCUGGAUAUUACAGCUGCACCUUUGGCGACCAGAAGACCUUGGCUUCCUUGAGAGUGAAUGCCCUCCCUGCCCUUUUCAAGAAAGGCAUGGAGGAUCAGGAGGCCCAAGAAGAUGGGACGGUUACUUUCCAGUGCGAGCUGACGAAAGCAUCUCCAGUGGAGUGGAAGAGGAAGCAUAAGUCACUCAAACCGAGUGACAAGUACAAAAUGAGGCAGGAAGGCGCUGUCUCAGAGCUUGUGAUAGCCAGCCUAGAACUUAAAGAUGCCGGAGAGUAUUCCUGUGUGUGCGGCAACCAGACAACAACUGCGGCUCUGACGGUGCACGCCUCGCCCAUAGUUUUCAAAGAAGAACUAAAGGGUGCGGAAGCUAUGGAAGGCGAGGUGGCCACCCUGCGCUGCAAGCUCAGCAAGCCUGCUUCGGUCGAAUGGAAGAAGGGUAGCCAGUCACUGAAGCACGGUGAAAAAUACGCAAUGAGGCAGAAGGACACCAUAGUGGAACUGCUGAUUCAUCACCUAGAAGACGAGGAUUCUGGCGAUUAUACCUGUGUGUGUGGCAACCAGCAAACCACAGCUGCCUUAGCAGUACAUGUUCCACCAGCCCUCUUCAAAGAGCCCCUAAGGGACGUGAAAGCUACAGAAGAAGGAACAGCCGCUCUAUGCUGUGAACUAACUAAGGCUGCUCUGGUGGAGUGGAUGAAGGGGCAGCGUUUGCUCAAGGAAGGUGAUAAGUACAAGAUGAGACAGGAAGGCUCUGUUGUUAAGUUGCUGAUUCAAGAUCUGGAACUGACAGAUGCUGCAGAAUAUACCUGCGUCUGUGGAGACCAGAAGACAGCAGCUUCCUUGACCGUGCAUGCCUUGCCUGCAAGGUUCAAACGCAACCUGAAGAACAUGGAAGCAACAGAAGGGGGCGUGGCCACACUGCAGUGUCAGCUGACCAAGGUCGCACCUGUGGAAUGGAAGAAGGACGGCCAAGUGCUCCAAGCUAGUGAAAAGUGGAUCAUGAGACAAGAUAGUGGCACUGUAGAGCUGGAGAUCCACCAACUAGAUCUUCAGGAUAUGGGAAACUAUAGCUGUGUGUGUGGAGACCAACAAACUGCAGCAUCUUUGACAGUCAAUGCCUUACCUGCCUAUUUCAAAGGUGAACUAAGGAACCAGGAAACCACCGAAGGUGAAUCUGCGGUUCUUCGGUGUCAGCUGAGCAAGGUGGCACCAGUUGAGUGGCGGAAGGGGCAGCUGGUUCUCAGGCAAAGUGAGAAAUACACACUAAAGCAGGAUGGCACCAUUUCAGAGCUGCUGAUCCACAACCUUGAUGAACAGGAUGCAGGAGAAUUUACCUGUGUUUGUGGAGACCACCAGACCACCGCGACCCUAAGAGUCAAUGCGCUCCCAGCACGGUUCAAAAUGGAACUGAAGGAUGUAAGAGCCACUGAAAAUGAAGCGGCCACACUACGCUGUGAGCUCACUAAGGCCGCUCCGGUGGAGUGGAUGAAGGAAGAAGAAAAACUAGCAGAAAGCAACAAGUACCGGAUCAGGCAGGAAGAAACUGUCACAGAGCUGGCGAUCCACGAUUUAGACAUGGAGGACGCCGGGCGCUACACCUGCACAUGUGGAGACCAGAAGACCACUGCUGUCUUAACAGUCAACGCCCUCAAGCCUGAAUUCAAGCAGCGGCUGAAGAAUGAGAAAGGAGAAGAGGGUGGAACAGCCAGGCUGCGCUGCGAGGUGACGGUGGUUAAGGCGUCAGUGGAGUGGAGGAAAGAUGGCACGGUGCUUCAUCCCGGUCCCAAAUAUGAAAUGAAACAGGAAGGUGCCAAGCAUGAGCUUCUUGUUCGCAAUUUGGAAACCAAAGACAGUGGGGAGUAUUCCUGCACCGCUGGGGAUCAAACCACGUCGGCAAAGCUGGAAAUUAAAGGACUCGACAUCACCAUCAUUAGGGGGCUGAAGAACACUGAGGUCUUUGAGGAUGAAGAUGUGACCUUUGAGUGCAAGGUCUCCCACGACAAUGCGAAGGAUGUGGAGUGGAAGCUUCAGGAGGCCUCUCUCCAGAGCAAUGAGAUGAACAAGAUCUCCGUUGAGAAAGGCAGGGUCCACAUAUUGCAGCUCAGGAAGGUGACCCAGCAAGAUUCAGGCACUGUCACCUUCCGGGUUGGACCAUAUACCUCCACGGCACAGCUCAAAGUGAAAGCACCACUUCCCACAUUUAAAGAGGAGCUGGCCAACAAAGAGCUGCAAGAGGACAGUACGGCCAUCUUGAAAUGUGAAGUCUCCCAGCCUGACGUAUCGGCGACAUGGAAGAAGGGAGCCCAAGUGAUUUCUUCAAGUUCCAAGUAUGAAAUCCAGCAAGAAGGGACAAUACUCACCUUAAAGAUUUACAAUCUAAAACCAGAGGACUCUGGCAAAUACACCUGUGACAUUGGGAACCAGAAAACCACAGCAACCAUCGCCGUUGAAGCUCUCCCAGCCCUUUUUGAAGCCCAGCUUGAGAGCCAGGAGGUUGAGGAAGGCUCCGUGGUCACCCUCCUUGCCAAGCUCUCGAAACCCGACGUGCCUGUGAAGUGGAGCAGAGGCUCCCUCAGACUGCGAGCCAGCGACAAGUACGAGAUGAGGCAAAAGGGCUCCACUGUCGAGCUUCUCAUCCACAAUGCACAGCCAGAGGACUCUGGGGACUACACCUGUGACUCUGGGGACCAGCAGACCACAGCAUCAGUGCUUGUCAAAGCUUUGCCGGUACUUUUUAUUAACCUGCUUGAGAAUCAGGAGGCAGUAGAGGGCGGCACAGUCACCUUGCGCUGCGAGAUCUCGAAAGGUGGUGCACCUGUGAAGUGGAAAAAGGACAGAUCCCUCCUGAGGUCCAGUGGCAAGUACACCAUGAAGCAAGUAGGCACCGUGGUGGAACUGAUGGUUUCUGAGCUGACUGCCAAUGAUGCAGGAGUGUACAGCUGUGACACAGGAGACCAGGAGACCUCAGCUUCACUGCUGGUGAACGAAGCACCAGCCACCAUAGUGGAGACACUGAAAGAUAUCACCUUGUACGAAAAUGAAGAUGCGGUGUUCCAGUGCAAGGUCUCUCGGGAGAAGGCAAAGGACGUGGAAUGGAGCCUGAGUGGGGUGCCUCUCCAGUCCAACGAAAUGAACGAGAUUGAGGUUCGAGGGAAAGUUCACAUGCUCACCCUCCGGAAGGUGACGCUCGAAGACUCCGGCUCUGUCACUUUCAAAGUGGGACAGAAUUCUUCUGAGGCCCAGCUGACCGUGCAGCUUGCUCCAGUAAUCUUCAUAAAGCAGCUGGAGAAUGUGGAAGUAGAUGAGAACGGCACAGCUAUCUUCCGCUGUGACCUUUCCAAACCCAAUGUCCAUGUGGAAUGGAAGAAGGGUUCGUCCACGGUCCAGCCCAGCCAGAAGAUUGAAAUGAAAGUAGAAGGAACUGCCCACAGCUUGAUCAUCCAUACCGUGGUCCCUGAAGAUUCAGGAGAAUACAGCUGCAGCACAGCCGACAGGAAGACCACAGCUCGGUUAAAGGUUAAAGCUCUCCCUGUUCUUUUCAAACGUGGUCUCCAAAACAAAGAGGUUGAGACGGGGAACACAGUCUCGUUGCGCUGUGAGCUGUCCAAGCCUUUGGCCCCGGUGGUCUGGAAGAAAGGGAAGGUGGCGCUACAGUCAAGUGACAAGUAUGAGCUCAGGCAGGAAGGGAACUUUGCAGAGCUCCUCAUCUAUGAUGUGGAAGCUCAGGAUGUUGGGGAGUAUACCUGCGAUUCAGGAGACCAACAGACAACAGCCACUGUGAAAGUCAAAGUUCUGCCGGUGCUCUUCAAAGAAGAAUUGCAGAACGUGGAAUCAGAAGCAGGUGGAAAGGCCGUCCUGCGCUGCGAGAUCUCUAAACCUGGCGCUCCUGUGGAGUGGAGGAAAGGAGCCAUCGUCCUUCAGCCUAGUGCCAAGUAUGAGAUGCUUCAGAGAGGCACAAGUAUUGAACUGAUCAUUCACAAUUUGGAGCCCGAAGAUUGCGGCCCCUACACUUGCAGCACAGGAGAUGAGCUGUCGACAGGCUCCGUUUAUGUACAAGAAGAGGAAUUGCAGAUAGUUUCUGAUUUAAAGAACACGGACGUCUUUGCGGGUGAAUCAGCCACUUUCACUUGCGAGCUCUCGCGCCCGGGCAUGCAAAGCGUACAGUGGUGGCUGGACGGCUCUCCCCUUCAGAGCAGCCCCGUGAACGAAAUCUCUGUGCAAGACGGGAAAGUGUAUACUUUGACCCUAAAGGACCUGGGGCCCAAUGAUUCAGGAAUUGUGACCUUCAGAGCGGGCCCCCUCAUAUCCUCCGCUAAAUUAUUAAUCAAAGAUCCAACCAUUGAAGUGGUCAGUCCCAUGCAGGACAUUACCGUGGACGAAGAUGACACAGCAGAAUUCGUCUGCCAGUAUUCCAGGCCUGUGCAGGCCACAUGGAUGAAGAACGAGCAGGCAGUUCAUGCAGACGGCCAGCGAAUUGUCAUUGAGCAGGACUGGAAUGUGGCCAAGCUGAAGAUUAAGCCUGCUCUUCCAGGGGACACCGGCAUCUAUUCUUGCGAAGCUGGAGGCACUAAAGUGGUGGCUAUGCUUGAUGUUCAAGCCAAGAACACCAUUGUCCAGGGCUUAGAGAACGUUGACGCGAUGGAAGGGGGUGAAGCUCUGUUUGAGUGCUACCUUUCGAAACCUGAGUGCUACAAUUAUAACUGGCUGAUUGACGAUGACCCAGCCAAAACCUCGGAAAACAUUGAGAUGGUUUAUUUUGAAAAUGGUCUCCGGCAUCUCCUUCUCCUGAAGAACCUCACGCCCCAUGACAGCUGCCAAGUGACUUUCCAGACCGGCGACGUGGCUUCGUCUGCAUUCCUGACUGUAAAAGGAUGGCGCCUGGAAUUCUUGGAGACGAUAACUGACACCACAGUUACUGCUGGGGACCAGGCGACCUUCACCUGUGUGUUAAGUGAAGCAGUCCCAGUCAACGAAGUUGCUUGGUAUAUUAAUGAUGUGGAUAUCCAAGCAGAUGAAAACUGGAGGAUCCAGGCAGAAGGAAAUAGCUACAAACUCAUACUGAAGAAAGCUCAACUGCAUCACUCCGGAGAGGUGACCUUUGCUGCAAGGGAUGCUAUUGCAUCAGCUAAGCUAUCUGUCAUAGAGCCGGCUGCAGUGACCGCAGUCACUCGACCUUUGGCUGAUAAGUCUGCCGUGGAAGGGGAGAUGACCCGUUUGGAGUGUGAAUUGUCCAAAGAAACCAAAGAGGUCGCUUGGCUCAAAGAAGGAAAACCAAUCCAACCUGGCGGGAAGUACGAACUCAUCUCCGAAGGCAAAAAACAGGCCCUCAUCAUUCAUGGCUUUAAAGCUGAAGAUCAAGGAUCAUAUACUUGCAUGGCCUCUCCUGACGUCAAAACAUCUGCCAAACUUUCUGUUGAAGUGUCAACUGUGUCAAUGUUAAAAGAGGCGACUGAGAAAACCCUCCAGCCUGAUGAACUUGGCGAGAUAGCAGAUGACCAGAUGCAACCCAGUUUACCACCUGAAGCUGCUCAGGAGGGUGACCUCCACCUCCUAUGGGAGGCUCUUGCCAAGAAGCGCAGGAUGAGUCGGGAGCCAACUCUGGAUUCGAUCAGCGAAUUGCCAGAAGAGGAUGACAAACGUCAGAAACAGAGGAAGGAAGAAGCCGAGGUCACCCAGUACUACUCGGAGGAAUACUCGACGUGUGACGAGUCAGCUAAAGCAGGAGAAGCAGACUUCUCUGUCACCAGUUCAGAUGACGAGUCAAGGGCCGGGACUCCUUCCCUUAUUAACUACCUCAAAAAGGCGAGCACGACCAGUGUUAGCGUCAGUAGUAAAGUCCAGACUGUCUCCGCGGGGAAAGUCUCUAAACAGUGGGAGAAAGCAGGCCCUGAGCCAGCUGCUCUUGCUAAGCCUGUCGAACCAGAAGCUGUAGAAGAAGAUCUGGACGACCCUUCCCUGUCUCAUGCAGCUGUGAAGAUCCAGGCAGCUUUCAAAGGGUACAAAGUGCGGAAAGAGAUCAAGCAGCAAGAAUGCCCAGUGUUUGCAGAAACCUUCAAGGACUUCCUUGGAGAGCCAGGAAGCACCGUCCACCUUGAGUGUGUGGCUCAAAGCAAAACCGACAUGAAGGUCCGCUGGCUGAAAGACGGCGACGAAGUUUUGGACGGGCGCCAUUGCCACAUAGACAAUUACAGCGAUGGGACCUGCUCCUUGAUCAUCACUGGCCUGGAAAUGAAUGACGUGGGCAAGUACACCUGCGAGGUAUCCAAUAAGUUUGGCAAGGCCUCCCACAGUGCCAAGGUGAUGAUGGGUGCCCCACCUCAAGCGCCCGUACGGAAACACAAGGCGGCCAAGAAGCUCCCUGAGAGCGAAGAGAGCUCUUCCGGCAGCGAGUUGGACGAUGCCUUCCGCAAAGCAGGGAGGAGGCUUCACAAGCUGUUUAAGUCAAAAAUAUCCACGGAGAUUUCGGACGUGGACGAGGAACUCUUUGUCAGUGCUGACGAGGGAGAGAUAGAGGUGGUGGACCACCAGACCUACCGCGAAGAUGAGAGGUACAUCUACAUCAAGUUUGAAGUCAUGACUGAGGCAAAGACGGCUGCUAGCCGGUUUAGAGAAAUGUUUGCUGCCAUGGGUAUUGCUGUUGAGAUUGACAUCCUGGAUCAAGGCUCCAAGAAGAUAGAGCUGCGUAUUGGGAAAGCCACACCUCCUGCCCCAGGGCAACUGAGAACCCUGGUGAAAAGGCCACCACCUCCUUUGCUUACAUCUGACACUGCUCCCACCUUCAUAACUGAACUUCAAAACCAAGAGGUACAGGAUGGAUAUCCAGUCAGUUUUGAUUGUGUUGUUAUCGGCAAGCCAACUCCCACCAUCCGGUGGUUCAAGGAUGGGAGAGUUAUUGAAGAGGACGAUCACUACAUGAUCAACGAGGACCAGGAAGGCUGCCACCAGCUGAUCAUUACUGCUGUGGUCCCUCUUGACAUGGGUGUCUACCGCUGUCUGGCUGAAAACAGCAUGGGCGUGUCUUCAACUAAAGCCGAGCUGAGAGUGGACUUGACCAGUACAGACUACGAUACAGCAGCAGAUGCAACGGAAACUUCAUCCUACUACAGCGCCAAAGGGUAUCUCUCCAGCCGUGAACAAGAAGGAGUGGAAUCUAUGACCGAAGAGGAGCAGCUGCCACAGAUUCUAGAUGAACUUCACGACAUCCAUGUAGCUCCCGGAGCAGCUUUGGCCAAAUUCCACCUGAAGGUGAAAGGUUACCCACAGCCUCGCCUCUACUGGUUCAAAGAUGGUCAGCCGCUGCAUGCUUCAGACCGACUCUUGAAGACAGACAAGAGGGAGUUUCAUGCCCUUGAAGUUCUCAAUGUUACAAAGCAGGACGCUGGCCAAUAUUCUGUAUUUAUUAGGAACUCUGCUGGUUCAGCAUAUUCAGCGGCCAGGUUGCUUGUCAAAGGGCCUGGUGAGGAAGAAGAGAAACCCACAAGAGAUGUUCACGAGCAGCUGGUGCCGCCAAGGUUCCUGGAACGAUAUACCAACAAAAAAGUGAGGGAAGGUGCCAGCAUUACCCUUUCAGUGAAAGUUGAAGGAUGUCCACCACCCUCAGUGACUUGGCUGAAGGAAGAGUACCACGGAGAAGACAUCCUUUGGAUCAAGCCGGACACUCCAGGCUAUAAACUUGCCAGCUCCAACAUGCACCAUAGCCUCAUCUUGCUGGAUGUGAAGAAGGAGUUCAGCGGAAACUACACCUGCAUUGCGUCCAAUCAGGCUGGGCAGUCUAUCUGUAGCUCCUCCUUAGAAGUUCUGGGUGUGAAAGAGGCCGAGGUUCUGACCCAGGAGCGUGUGAUGGUAACAGAGGCCAUCAUGACAUCACUUGGGUAUGAAGAAAAAGAAAAGAAAGAACAUGGAGUCGGGAUUUCUGUACAUCCUCCUGAAGGCAGAAAAGGGGAACUUAUGGAAGGUGAAGCUGUUCGGAGCCACAUUUCACUUGCUGAGGUUGGGACUGAGGAAUUCCUCCAGAAACUGACAUCACAGAUCACAGAAAUGGUAUCUGCAAAGAUUAGUCAAGCCACACUUCAAGUACCUGGAGCCGACAGUGACGAUGAAUCAAAAACACCAUCUGCAUCCCCACGACACGGCAGGUCCAGGCCUUCCUCAACGGCUCAGGAGUCUUCCUCUGAAUCUGAUGAGGGGGAUGCAAGGGGAGAGAUUUUUGACAUCUACAUGGUUACAGCCGACUACCUGCCCAUGGGUGCUGACCGUGAAACCAUCAGCCUGAAGGAAGGACAAUACGUGGAAGUCCUGGAUUCGGCUCAUCCUCUGAAAUGGCUAGUGAGGACCAAGCCCACCAAGUCCAACCCAUCCAGGCAAGGUUGGGUUUCUCCUGCCUAUCUGGAUAAGAGGUUAAAGUUGUCUACUGAGUGGGGCAUUCCAGAGGUUCCAGAGUUCCAUGGAGAAUCAGUUUCAGAGGAUGAAUAUAAGAAGAAGCUGAGCCUCAUCAUUCAGGACUUGCUGAACACUGAGGAGGAGUUUGUCAAGGACCUAGAAUUCCUCCAGACCCACCACAUUCAGUUCACCGAAACCUGCCCUGACGUCCCUGUGGCUCUUUCAAGCCAGAAGCUCAUUAUUUUCAGGAACAUCACCGACAUUACCCACUUUCAUUCCAUGACAUUCUUCCCAGAGCUUCAGAAAUGUGACACUGAUGACGACGUGGCUAUGUGCUUCAUCAAGAGCGAGGGGGAAUUUGACAGGUACAUCCAGUACCUGGUGGGCCGUAUACAGGCUGAAUCCGUCGUUGUCAGCAAAACCGUUCAGGAGUUCUAUAAGCGAUAUAUAGAGGGAACAUUAUAUUCUGAGGACUCAUCUCAGCCCCCAGUGCUUCCUCUGCAGCACUAUCUAGAGAGACCGAUUAACAGGAUCCAGAAGUAUCAAACUGUAAUUAAGGAGCUAAUUCGAAACAAGGCGAGGAACAGUCAAAACUGUGCGCUGCUGGAGCAGGCCUAUGCUAUUGUGUCUGCACUCAACAGACGAGCAGAAAACAACCUACACGUGUCGCUCAUUGAGAACUAUCCAGGCACCCUAGAAAUCCUAGGGGAGCCCAUCCGACAGGGCCAGUUCAUUGUUUGGGAAGGGGCACCUGGUGCCAGAAUGGCUUGGAAGGGUCACAAGAGACACGUCUUCCUCUUCAAGAAUUAUAUCUUGGUUUGCAAGCCCAAACGAGACACCAAGACAGAUACUUACAGCUACAUCUUCAAGAAUAUGAUGAAGCUACCCAACAUAGACGUGAAUGAUUUUGUGGAAGGAGAUGACCGGGCCUUUGAGAUUUGGCAUGAGCGGGAAGACUCAGUCCGCAAGUAUCUGUUUCAAGCCAGGACCGUCAUCAUCAAGAACUCUUGGGUGAAGGAAAUCUGUGGCAUUCAGCAACGCAUCAGCCUCCCUGUAUGGGAUCCCCCCGAGUUUGAGGAGGAACUGGCUGACUGUACCGCUGAACUUGGUGAAACUGUCAAAUUAGCCUGCAGAGUAACAGGCACACCCAAGCCAGGUGUCAGCUGGUAUAAAGAUGGCAAACCUGUGGAGGUGGAUCCCCAUCACAUCAUCAUUGAAGAUCCUGACGGCUCCUGCACGUUGAUCCUUGACAACCUGGCGGGUGUUGAUUCGGGGCAAUACAUGUGCUUUGCUGCAAGCCCAGCCGGCAAUGCCAGCACCCUGGGAAAGAUCCUUGUCCAAGUGCCUCCCCGGUUUGUAAACAAGGUUAAGCAUGCAUACUAUGCCGAUGGUGAGGAUACACAGUUUACAUGCACCAUUGAAGGAGCACCUUAUCCACAGAUCAGGUGGUAUAAAGAUGGAGAUCUGUUGACAGACCCAAAUAAGCACCAAAGCUUUAGUGAACCCCGGAGUGGCGUAAUAGUUCUUGUAAUAAAAAAUGCCUGCAAGGAGGACGUGGGGUUCUAUGAAUGUGAGCUGGUAAACAGAUUAGGAACAGCAAAGAGCGGUGCUCAGCUUUACCACCAGAGUGCGGCAGCACUGGCUCAAGAGAGGAGGCCGGAUCAGGCCAUUACAAUUGAAGCCAAACAGCAGGAAGCUAUUGGUAAAAUUCCAGAGGAAAGGCCAAGCACCACUCAAAAGGACACAAUUCUUCAAGGUGAUGGGAUUCACGAACGGGCUGUUCCUAUUACAAGAACUCCUCAAAUCAUGGCUGGAGCAGAGUGGCCCAAGAGCGACGGGGCAGAUGUCAUCUUGGAUAUACAGAGGCAAGUUUAUAUUGAGACCACAGAGAGAACCUGCGUCUAUAAAACAGCGGAGAAGACCGCAGCAAGCCCACCAUACAUGCAGGUGACAAUUGAAGAUGUGCAGGUUCGGUGUGGGGAGAUGGCAAAGUUUCAUGCUAUUAUUGAAGGAGACCCUCAGCCAACCGUUGCAUGGUUUAAGGGUAUUUCAUUGCUGAUGGACAGUGAAAGAGUCGUUCAGCUCAGUGAAGGCACAAGAUACUCUUUGAUUCUGUACAACGCUAGAACUGAAGAUGGUGGUGUCUAUACUUGCAUUGCUAAAAAUACAGGAGGGGAGGUCUUAUGCAAAGCUGAACUCGUGGUCCAAGAAGAUAAGAAAAGCCAAGAGGCAAAGAAACAGAGUAAUAGAAGAAAGCUUCAUUCUUUCUAUGAGGUUAAGCAAGAAAUAGGAAGGGGUUCCUUUGGAUUGAUUAAAAGAGUGGUCCACAAAGGCAAUCGAGUGUCAUGUGCAGCCAAAUUUAUCGCCCUGCGAAGCAAAACAAGGGAUCAAGCCUAUCAGGAAAGGGAUAUUCUAGCCACAGUGUCCCAUGACAGAAUCACCCAGCUGCUGGAUCAGUUUGAAACACGGAAAACCUUGAUUCUGAUUUUGGAGCUAUGCUCCAAUGAAGAGCUUCUGGACCGGUUGUUCAAGAAGAAUGUGGUGACUGAAGCAGAGGUCAAGUUCUACAUCAGACAACUUUUAGAAGGGAUUGAAUAUCUGCAUAAGAACAAAGUGCUUCAUUUGGAUAUUAAGCCUGCAAACAUCUUGAUGGUUUAUGAUGACAGAGAUGACAUUAAGAUCUGCGAUUUUGGAUUCGCUCAAAAGAUAAACCCAUCUGAGCCUCAGUACAGUAAAUACGGGUCUCCAGAAUUUGUCUCGCCUGAAAUUCUCUCCCAGUCACCAGUAUCGACAGCAUCCGACAUAUGGCCUGUUGGUGUUAUUUGCUAUUUAAGCUUGACAUGCAAGUCUCCAUUUGCUGGGGAAAACGACAGAGCAACCCUACUAAAUAUUCAGAAUGGAACAGUUUCAUGGGAUAUUCCUGAUUUUGUGCAUCUGAGCAAAGAAGCACAGGAUUUUAUCAGAAUGAUACUGCAACCAUCUCCAGAGGCAAGGCCUAGUGCUAUGGAGUGUCUCUCCCACACAUGGUUUAUGCAUAACCUCCCACUUGAAGAAGCUCAUUUCAUAGAUACAAAGCAGCUCAAAUUUUUUGUGUCCCGAAGCAAAUGGCAGCGUUCUCUUAUGAGCUACAAAUCUGUGCUGGUGAUGAGACCCAUCCCAGAAAUCCUGGCGAAAACUCAUAAGACCACCUCUCUCGGCAUCUCCCGGCACCUGUUGGAAGAGAGCAGCUCAUCGAGCACCAGCGGAUCAUCUUCAGACAACGAGAUUUCGGCCUCCGCAGGAGGAAGGCACUUUGGCCCUACGCCAGGACUUCACUUAUCUGCGCUCGAGGGAUCAGAUUACCCAGAAUACCAGGAGUCCGUAGCAGAGGCUAAGCAUUCUGAAUCCUCGCUGCCACCACUGCCUACAAGACCUAAACAGGCUUCAGCGAAGAGGCAGCAGGGUGAUCAGGCACGGCAAGAAAGUGGAGAAUUGAUGGCCCGGGGACCAAUGUUUGACACAGCUUCUUCACAAGAUAAAGCUGGUUUAUUGGUACCCGGAGAAGGGGAAGUUGAAAGCACCGAAGCAGGAAGGUCCCCUGGAUGCGUCCCCAGACACAGUGUCAUAAAAAGUACUUUCUACAGCCAGCCUUCCGAAAGUCUUGCAGAUGUGCCUUCGUCACCAGGCAAAGACCACAGGAAGCAUUUGGAAAGAGCAAAGAGAAGCUAUAGGAAAGCCGGUUAUUCAAAAUCAACUUUAAGUGGCCUCCGUGAACCCCUUCUGGAACAGUUCGAAUUCGGGGAGGAAGGAUUGUCUGGGGAUGAAGAAGCUGAGUGGGGCAGAGAAGGCGCAGUUGGCCCUCUGAUGACCAAAUCGGCUUCUUUUGACACUGCACAGAAAUCGCCGCGAGUAACUUUCCAAGUUUCCAGCAGGAGCCGUUCGCUGGAUGACUACAAGAUGAGAGCUGCGAGCUUUGCUGAGGAGCAAUACAUUGAGGAAGAGGAGAGCGACUUAAUUCCCGAGGGCAAUGCUUUUGAGGCUUGCAGCGAAAAGGGCUCAGGAAAGAGUUCUGCAAAGGAAGGCUCAAAGAAAAUUGGGGAGGGCGCUUCUGAAGUGCCAUUUGUGCAACUCGGUGAGAGGCACAGCUCGUCUUGGGCUGCUCAGCAGCAAGAGAAGGCAUUGAUUUCAACACCGCCGUCUGGAAAAGGAGAGGGUCUGCCUCAGAAACCAGAACUUCCUCUUGUGACAAAGUCAGAAACAUCUACCCUAGGAAGGGAAGACUUGGUUCCAACUGCUCAGCAGUCAGAUUUAGCCCCAAAGGGUGAAAGUGAAGAAAAGCGAUUACUUCAGACAUUCAAAGCUCCUCUUUGCAAGGACACGGUUCCUAUUCCUUCAAAGGGAGAGGGCUCAGAUUUGAGAGAAGUUCCUUCUCUUCAGGGUCAGCAAAUUCAGCAAGUUGUUAAGACAAAGGGCAAAAUCCCAGGGGUCCUGCAGACUAUGCCAUUGGUGGAAGGCUCUUUGGUUUUACAUCAGAAGCCUUCAGAAAUGACACCAGUUCUCCUGGAGAGUAAAAGCUCAAGUCUCCCAGGCUCACAGGCAGCUGUAUCCAUCCCUGGAGGGAAAGAGCAGCAGAUUCUACCACAGAAACCAGCAGGGCCCAGCCAGGCAAAAUCAGCUGCUUUAAAGGGCAAAGGCACAGCUAGUUUAACUAUUUCUCAAGCAAAAGCUGCCCCAGUUUCACACUCUGAGCCUAAGCAUUCAUACCAAGCACCUCCCAUGCACAGUGAGAUGAAAGUUCCUGUUAGAGAAGGUGAAGUUCCUGCCCGCUUAGAGACUUUGCCUGCUUCUAUAUCAAUCUCUCAGGAAGAAAGCCAAAAGCCUCUGAAGUCUUUCCUUCACAGCGAAGCAGAGCCUGCUCCCGGUGAGAUGAGAGAGCCUUCUCAACAAGCAGACACUGUCCAAGCAUUGAUCCAUGAGGGGGGACACCAUAAGCAUCUACAGCAGAAACCUUUUGCCCCAGGAAAGAGAAAGCUUGAUGCCUUUCCUGGAGAGAGGCAAAUCUUAAUGGCUUCGCAAGGCAAAGCUGUUCCAAUUUCUCUCUCUGAACCGGAAAAACGAGAACUCAUUUAUCGUACACAACUUGCUUCCAGUGAGGACGAGGAUGUUUUCCUGAAAGACCAAGGGCCAUCUGUUUCAGGUUUCUCCCAAGCAAGAGUUGUGCCAUUUUCAGCCUCUGGGGGAGAAAUCCCAGUUACUCAAAAGGAAACCCCAUAUUCCAUUGGACAAGGAAGAACCAGGGGACAUGUUCAUCAGAAACCUGCUAUUUAUAGUGACACAGAGGCUGAAGCCCUGGAGUACUUAGUUGAUGAGAUGGUUUCCCUGUCAAAAGAGAUGACUGCUUUAGCAGAGUCUGUUUCUGAUCCGGAGGGAUCCCGGAGACGCUUUUCUCCAUCCAGGGAGGUGUUCUACCAAGGCCCACCUGGGCAAGCAGUAAGACCGGCCACCAGAUACCUUGUUCGGAGAGGGAAACGGGAAGGGGGCAUUGGCUUAGCAGAUCCCUCAGAAGCGGAUAUUAUAUAUCCUGGAGAAGAAGAGUAUUUCAGUGUGCUACCUUCCUUGGGCAAGAAAGCCAGGAUGUCUCCCCCUUUUGAAGGCAUGGGUUAUGUAGGCUCAGAAAUGCCCAUGGUAUCUGAUUUUGCUAGUUCUGGUUUUGGAGACAGAUUCUCCUAUUACUGUGACAGCCAAAGAAGUGACCAGAUGUGCGAAAUCCGCUUGGUGCAGAUCCAGGACCUCUCGGAGGACAUGCCACGUCCCGAUAGCAAGACAGCCAAAUUUGACAUCUCUGAGGUAGAGCCUGCCUUUCUCAACCUGUAUGAACUCUACGACAUUGUGUACUUCCCAUUUGAGUUCCUUAGCUUCAGAAAAGCCCCCGAGAAUCUGCCCAGCAAAAGACGUUUGCCUAUGGGUGAAAAGGCAAAGUUGCUACCGGGAUUGAAAUCUCAUUCGCAUCAGGAUAAAAAAAUAUGUGCCAGGGAUGAUAACUUGAAAGGUGAGGCUCUACAGGAAGCUCCCAGAGAUGAAGAGAAGACUCCACCUGAGUUGGACGUAGAGCCAAAAGGAGCCAAAGCACCCCGGCUAGGAAAUAGGUCUGAUUCAGAAGGUGACAUACCGGCUGGGUCUCAACAAAUCUAUGGUCUCCUGGAAGACCCAGCCAAACAGCGGAGGAGCUCUUUACAAGAGAGAGUGGGGCUCUUCAAGCCCUUUGUCAGAUCUCAGUCCGUGGAGUUGGUAGAGCAAAGUCUAAAGAAGAAGGUAAAAGCAUCAGUCACCCAUCUCUCAAGAAUGUUGACGAGAAAGUCAUCUUCUGAUCAGGAAAGCAGGGAAGGCUCAGAGGAGCGGAAGGGUGAGCUACAAGAAAGAGCAUCUUUGACAGAGGCUUCUGGAGGCUUGAAAAAGAAAACAGGGUUCCCUUCAUUCACUCUUCCAAGCCUCAAAACAAAGGAGAAAGCACCUUCUUUUGCUGAAGAGCUCACUGACCAGACCAUUGCCUUGGGGCAGUCUCUGACGCUGUCCUGCCGGACAUCUGCCCAUUCAUCACCCAACGUUGAAUGGUUCAAAGAUGGAGCAGCCAUUCGUAGUACGGAGAGGAUCCUGAUCUCCUCUACGCUCAAACACUUCCAGCUUUUAACAAUAUUAGCAGCCACAUCCAAUGAUUUUGGCACUUAUACGUGUGUAGCGAGCAACGCCCAGGGCACAGUUUCCACCUCCUGUGUAAUAAGGAAAGCAGAGACACCUUCCAACCCACCAUCUCCUGAUAUCGUUGAGGUUCUUGAAGAUGGAGUGGAGUUGGCCUGGAAGCCAGUGGAACUGAACACCCCCGUUACUUACUCUGUGCUUUGCAAAAAAGAUGACGGUGAAUGGAAGACCCUGGCCAGUGACAUCUCGGAGUGUUGCUACACUGCUGAGCAUCUCCCUCGGGGUUUGGUGUUAUCCUUCCGGUUCGCCUGCGUCAGCAAAAGCGGUGUAGGGCCGUAUAGCAACCCAACGGCCAAAGUGAGAAUUGGUGACACAGAUCCAGCAGCAUUCCAGUCUGUGGACCCAGAGGACAGCCAAAUGACAGCUCCUGCUCAGCCAACCCACCAGACGUAUGCCUUCCAGACGGAAAUUAAAAGAGGGCGCUUCAGCAUCAUCAAGCAGUGCAGAGAAAAGCUCAGCGGAAAUGCUUUGGCUGCCAAGAUCAUUCCCUAUAGGCAAGAAGAUAAGGAAGAUGUGCUCCAGGAGUAUCACAUCCUGAGGAAGCUUCACCACACCAACAUCGGGCAGCUGCAGGGGGCCUACGUGAGCCCACGCCACCUGGUGCUGAUCACAGAACUUUGUGUUGGCCCUGAGCUUCUCAAUGCUUUGGCUGGAAGGUCAUCCUAUUCAGAGGUGGAAGUUAGAGACUAUCUGUGGCAGAUUCUUAGUGCUGUGGAAUACCUCCAUGCUCAGAAUAUCCUGCACUUGGAUCUGAGGUCUGAAAAUAUGAUUAUCACUGAACCAAACCUGCUCAAACUCCUGGACUUUGGCAAUGCACAGUUCUAUGAACCUGACAGAAUCAUUACCCUCAACGGGUGCACGGACUAUGUAGAAACUAUGGCUUCAGAACUUCUGGCAGAUAAAGGAGCUGUUCCACAGACAGACAUCUGGGCUGUUGGAGUGACAGCUUUCAUCAUGCUGAGUGCUGAAUACCCGAUCGGCUCUGAGGCUGCCUGUGACUUUGGGAGGCUUGUGAAGAGAGAGAAAAUCAAGUUCCACAAAUGCUAUGCGGGCCUUUCAGGAGGAGCCGUUUCCUUCCUACAAAGCACACUGUCCUCUAAUCCAUGGAGGCGGCCAACAGCAUCUGAAUGCCUUCAGUCUCCAUGGCUGCAGGAAACAGGCUUGGAUGAGAGGCAACAAGCAACAGUUAAUUUCUCCACCACUAAACUGAGGAACUUUCUAGCUGAGCGGGAAAGAAAAAGGGCUCUACUCUGUUCCAAGUAUGGCCUGAUGACCGUGUAGUGAAGCACAUUCGGAGAGAAUCGCUUUCAGACUUCCAUUUCCACAUGAUCCUACUCACACCUAGGAAUGUGUUAUUAUAAUUUCUGGCUUCUGGACUGAAAGGGGAUGGUCACAAUUAGGUGUGAGUCAAAAGAUUGCUGCUCAUCUGCGUAUUUAUGUAUCCACAGUAAUCACAACCCGUAUUUUCAUGGAUGGAUACCAAGUUGCAGGUCAUGCACAUCUCUCAUUUAUCCUACACUAUUGUUUAUCUGAAGAUGUCAUUAUGGAGUGGAACAAUUGUGGUGUACUUAAGGUGGGAGGCAGUAAUAAUGGUUUAGAUGAAACAUUAUGGGAAUCUGGAAAAAAAAACUUCUGGAAUCUCUUUCUUUGGUGAUUGUGUACUUGUCAGUUUUGGAGGCUUUCCAAGGUAACUCAUGGGUUCCACAAUUUUAUAAACUCUCUGAGCUAAAUUGAACACUGGUGCUCAACAGCUAAAAAAGAGAGAGAAUGUCGUAAAACAUACCAUUCAUUUGUCAACAGGAGUCUGUAAAAUACGAGCAAGCUGUGAUCCUUCGAUGCAACCAAGAACCUCCUUUGGGGCUUGGAGUAAUGUUGGCCAGAAUGACUGUCUAGCUAAGAAACUUGUUUUGACAGUUCAGGAAAUGGAUUUCUUAUUGAAUAUUAUUAUAAUCUAAGCUGUAAUCAAAUCCCCCUCCCAUUGUGCUGUGGAAGCCUGGCUUGAUACUGUGCUGCUUCAAACUUCAUUCAAAACCUGUUGCUUUCAGCUGAUUGGGUUGUCCGUCUUUAUGGCCUUUAUAGUACUUUGUAUACUAGCUCUCUGUUACAAGCUACCUGUGCUAUAUUUCAGAGAAACACUGUUUCAGUAAAGCAGAGCUUUCCAAACAGUUCAUAUUGGUGACACACUUUUUCGACAUGCAUCAUAUCGCGACACAGUUUUAAUAGCAAGCUGGAGGUUAAACUAACCCCUUUCCAGCCCUAGGGAGGAGUGUUGGAAGUCUUCAUGUGACACACCUCUACACCGCAGCUGACACAACAUGUUGCAACACACAGUUUGGAAAGCUCUGCAGCAAAGGAACCAUUCGCUUGUUCUCUGUGGUUAACUUCAGACUUGGUAAGGGUGUAGCUAGUCCCUAGCAGAACAAACAUGGUGAUCGUGACCAGAUAUGUGAGAGAAAUGUGGGCGAGCCUGCAGGAAUAAUGGAACCUAUUACUGAAAAAAACACAGGAGUUAACUUGCUGUGGGUACAAUAUAAUAAGAUAUGUUAAUGCAGAUUACCUUGUACUUCUCUAGGGGUGCCCACAAAAGUACUUCUAGCACCCUAUCGGCUAUGAAUCAUUGCUUGAUGAUCCCAUUAAUUAUAAGCAGCUAGAGAGUCAAAAAUGCCACUUAAGUGCAUCAUUUUCGCAUGCAAAGAGUUUUGUCCAUAUAUGAGAAUAUUUCAUAGUCUUAUCUGCGAGUGUAUUUGAGGUCUUUUACUGUAGCACAUGUAGUGGGCUGGCCUUGCAAUCCAGGAUGACUUCCAAGCAAAGACACAAGUUUCUGUUAUCUGGCUAAAUUAUUCCUUGUUUGGCACCAUUGUGAUCUCAGUUGCCAUCAGUAUAUUCCCUCUUUUGCUGUGCUAGCUGGACUUGAUGUGGUAUUUCUUCUGGAACAACCAAAUUUAUGCACCGCCUUGGAAACCUGUUGUUUUCAGCCAGUUUGAUUGGCAAUCUAUAUCCCUUAUAUUGUUGAAUUUUUUUUGAAUAUGCCAGAAGAAUAUGUCAGACUAUUCUCUGAACAAAGCAGCUGAAUUAUUUCUGACCUUUUGAUUCCACGCACACACAUUCAAGAGGCCAAACCGAACCGUCCAGGGGUCCUUUACCUUUACCAAGGCUGUAAAAAAUGUGACUGGUUGUGAACCAGACUGAUUCUGGUUAAGUACUAGCAGAAAUCCAUGGACUUGGGUGAAGGAACUAGGCCUUGAGAUAACAAACUAAGAACUAAGGUAUAGUUUAUCCCAUUUCCUUUUCUUCAA